GUCCCGGCGGGGCCGCCCAGCCCCAGCCCAGCCCCGGCCUCCGCCACCGCCCAGCCCGGCUGCACCGGCCGGGGACACCGGGGCAUCGCCGACACCGGGAGCAUCGGGUGCACAGUGGUCCCGGGGGCCCCGGGACACCGGCCCCGCACAAUGAUCUGCGGCAGGAAGGCUCGUCCCGCCGCCGAGCAGCCCCGCUCCCCGCCGGACGGCUCCGGUGGCCCCCGCCGGGCCGGGAGAGCCUUGAAAAAAAUGGGGCUGACGGAGGAUGAGGACGUCCAGCGGAUGCUGCGGGGGUCCGUGCUCCGGAAGGUCAAGUCCCGGGGGGGCCCCAGGGAGCGACUCUUCCGCCUGCAGGAGGACGGGGCGACCGUCUGCUUCGAGAGGGGCUCCAGGCGCAGCCGCUCCCGGCAGAGCUUCUCGGUGACACACAUUGAGGGGGUGCGCGAGGGACAUCAGUCCGAGGGUCUGCGCAAGCACGGAGCCGCCUUCCCCGCGGGGCUCUGCUUCACCCUGGUCUUCAGGGGCAAGCGCAAGAACCUGGACCUGGUGGCCCGGGGCGAGGACGACGUGCGGCACUGGGUGCAAGGGCUCACCAAGCUGAUGGGGCAGCUCCAGGCCAUGAGCCAGUGGGAGAAGCUUGACCACUGGAUCCAUGGGGUCCUGCAGCGAGCGGACAGGGACAAGGACAACAAGAUGUCAUUCCAGGAGGUGAAGAGCAUGUUGAGGAUGAUCAACAUCCACAUGGACGAUGGCUACGCCUACAAGCUCUUCAAGGAGUGCGACCGCUCGGGUGAUGAGCGGCUGGAGGGCUGGGAGCUGGAGGAGUUCUGCCGGCGGCUGCUGCGGCGCCCGGAGCUGGAGGAGCUUUUUGGGCGCUACUCGGGCGAGGACCACGUGCUGUCAGCCGAGGAGCUGCGGGACUUCCUGCGGGACCAGGGCGAGGACGCCAGCCUGCACCAGGCCCGUGCCGUCAUCCACACCCACGAACUCAAUGACAUGGCCCGUCAGCAGGACCUGAUGAUGCUGGAUGGCUUCAUGAUGUACCUGCUCUCGCCCGCCGGUGACAUCUUCAACCAGGAGCACGCGCGGGUGCACCAGGACAUGGGGCAGCCCCUGUGCCACUACUUCAUCUCCUCGUCCCACAACACCUACCUGACCCGCCACCAGCUCGGUGGCACCAGCAGCACCGAGGCCUAUGUCAGGGCGCUGAUGGCGGGCUGCCGCUGCGUGGAGCUGGACUGCUGGGAGGGCUCCGAUGGAGAACCCAUCGUCUACCACGGCCACACGCUCACCUCCAAAAUCCUCUUCCGCGACGUCAUUGAGACCAUCCGUGAUUACGCCUUCAAGCAAUCGCCCUACCCUGUCAUCCUGUCCCUGGAGAACCACUGUGGGCUGGAGCAGCAGGCCACCAUGGCCCGCCACAUGAAGGCCAUCCUUGGGGACAUGCUGCUGACGCAGCCACUGGAGGGGCAGGACCCCCACAGCCUCCCGUCCCCAGAGCAGCUGAAGGGGAAGAUCCUGGUGAAGGGCAAGAAGCUGCCAGAGUCCUGGCAUCGUCCCCAGGGUGUCACCUCCCUCCAGGACCCUGAGGAGGAGGAAGAGGAGGAGGAAGAAGAGGAAGAGGAGGAGAAGCUGCAGGAGAGAAGCAGAUGGCAGUCGCUGCAGCCGCUACAGGAGGUCAAACCUAUGCAGGCCAAGGAGGCACUGCAGGUGGCCCCGGAGCUGUCGGCCAUGGUGGUGUAUUGCCAGGCUGUCCCCUUCCCCGGCCUGGCCCAGGCCCUGCGCCACACCCAGCCCUGCCAGGUGUCCUCCUUCAGCGAGAGGAAGGCACGGAAGCUCAUCAAGGAGGCGGCACACGGGUGCAGCAGGACACUGUCACCCGUGGGCGCAGGGUCCCUGCUCAGCCGUGUCCCCCCAGGCCCGGCGCUGGCCCAGUACAACGCGCGGCAGCUCAGCCGCGUCUACCCGGGCGGGCUGAAGAUGGACUCGUCCAACUACGACCCCCAGGAGAUGUGGAACGCCGGCUGCCAGCUGGUGGCCCUCAACUUCCAGACACCGGGUUACGAGAUGGACCUGAACGCCGGGCGGUUCCUGGGCAACGGGUGCUGCGGUUACGUGCUGAAGCCCCCCAGCCUGCGCAGCCCCCCCGGGGACGCAUCCCCUGUGUCCCCACACCUGGCGUUGCACAUCAGGGUGAUCACGGCGCAGCAGCUGCCCAAGCUGUCGCGGGAGACCGGCAGCUCCAUCGUGGACCCGUUGGUGCGGGUGGAGAUCCACGGUGUCCCCAGUGACCGCCAGAGCCACCAGACCCGCCACCGACCCAACAACGGGUUCAACCCGCGCUGGGAGGAGACGCUGAGUUUCCAGGUGCGGGUGCCCGAGCUGGCGCUGCUGCGCUUCGUGGUGGAGGAUCAUGACAGCACCUCCUGCAACGACUUCGUGGGCCAGUUCACCCUGCCCCUGGCCAGCGUGCGGGAAGGGUAUCGGCACAUCCAUCUGCUCUCCAAGGACGGGACGUCCCUGUCCCCGGCCACGCUCUUCGUGCACGUUCGAUGCAAGAGGCUGUGAGAUCCCCGUGGUCCUGGUCGUGUCCCCAUGUGGGGGACAACGUGGUCCUCCAUGGGGUGGGUGCCCUCCUGCACCAGAGACAUAGUGCAGGGGCAGCCUGGGGACACCGCUCGCCCAGCUGCGGUGACAGGAGGGUGUUGGGGACAUCAUAGGGGUUGGGACCCCCUCCAUGUCCCAGAGUGCCACCCCUUCUGUUGGCCUCUGUGCCCCACUCCCCUCUCUGCUUGUGACCCUGAGGGGACAAGGACGCUGGGACAACCAGGAUGGGGCGGCCAGGCCACCAAAAGCCCAACACAACCCCAGCAGGGUGAGAUGGGUGACAGCAACCCCCGAAUGUCACCACCACCGGCCACACUCGAUACCACCCGCCCCGGGGCUGCAAGGACAGUGCUGUCACCAUGAAGUCCCCAAGGGACCCUGUCACUGUGCAGUCCCCGAGGGGAUCCUGUCACCAUGCACACCAUCAUGGUGUCCAGCCCUUGUGUGGCUGGGGCCACAUCCCCAAAACCCACUCUGGCCACGGUCACACAUCUGUAUUCAGUGUCACACCAGUGGAAUAAAGGUUUUAUUGUAACAGA
Messenger RNA from Columba livia (rock pigeon), 3146 nucleotides. RefSeq names its product phospholipase C delta 3 (gene PLCD3). The transcript has 16 exons. Gene Ontology annotation, biological process: lipid metabolic process; phosphatidylinositol-mediated signaling; release of sequestered calcium ion into cytosol. The record is from RefSeq and is a predicted model, not a curated record. Gene Ontology annotation, molecular function: phosphatidylinositol-4,5-bisphosphate phospholipase C activity; calcium ion binding. Bases 151 to 2568 code for a protein of 805 amino acids. NCBI's taxonomy places the organism in Eukaryota, Metazoa, Chordata, Aves, Columbiformes, Columbidae.